Molecule: messenger RNA, 301 nt
Organism: Aspergillus welwitschiae
Lineage: Eukaryota; Fungi; Ascomycota; Eurotiomycetes; Eurotiales; Aspergillaceae
Exons: 1
Coding region: 29-223 (64 amino acids)
Source: RefSeq, a predicted model, not a curated record
GCUCUGAGGCAGCCACUGUUGAUGCCUGAUGCUUUUAUACUACUCAUGCCAAUCUACAAGACACAAGACAUCGAACACACGACACCUAUUGCUUCUUAUUGUGAUACUUUUUCUUAGACCGAGUAUGCUAAUCGACUUUAUGCCCAAAUGCCACAGUAGAAAGUCUACUUGCUCGUCAACUUCCAACUGGCAGUACCUUUUCAUUCAAAGGCGAUACUGCUAGCUGUGGACCAUGGCAUACCGACGAUCAGUUUUGAUCAGUUGUCAAGCAUACGUCCAAGAUAAGAGACCAUAGAAAUAC